AUGGGGAAGACCUUGCCAGUAGAGGAGAUUUUAACCAUAGACAUCAAGCCUAGUUGGAAAAAGGGAACAAAAAUCACAUUCCCUAAGAAAGGGAAUGAACAACCAAACGUUAUUACUACAGACCUUGUAUUCAUAAUCGACGAAAAACCUCAUAGCACGUUCACGAGAGAUGGCAAUGAUCUGAUUGUCGCUCAGAAAAUAUCGCUCACUGAAGCGUUAACAUGA
Ilex paraguariensis (yerba mate) is the source of this 225-nucleotide messenger RNA. NCBI's taxonomy places the organism in Eukaryota, Viridiplantae, Streptophyta, Magnoliopsida, Aquifoliales, Aquifoliaceae. The record is from the annotation of a GenBank genome assembly.